AUGGGGGACCCAAGCCAGCCCCCUCACCCUCGGCCCCUCCACGGCAGCCCCCCGACUCUGAGCACUGUCACCCUCCUGCUCCUCCUCUGUGGACACGCCCACUCGCAGUGCAAGAUUCUCCGCUGCAACGCCGAGUACGUGUCGUCCACGCUGAGCCUCCGAGGCGCGGGCUCGCCGGGCGGGCUGCGGGGCGGCGGCCUGUGCCGCGCGCUCCGCUCCUACGAGCUGUGCACUCGGCGUACGGCGCGCACCGACCUGGCCUUCCACUCGGCGGUGCAUGGCAUCGAGGACCUCAUGAUCCAGCACAACUGCUCCCGCCGCGGCCCCACCGCGCCGCCCCCGCCGCCGCGCAGCGCGCCGCCGGGAUCCCCAGCCCCGGACCCCUGCGACUACGAGGCCCGCUUCUUGCGGAUGCACGGGCGGCGCCCCGGCUUCCUGCACUGCGCCUCCUUUGGGGACCCGCACGUGCGCAGCUUCCACCACCACUUCCACACCUGCCGCGUGCAGGGCGCCUGGCCGCUCCUCGACAACAACUUCCUCUUCGUGCAGGCCACCAGCGCCCCCGUGGCGUCGGGGGCCAAGGCCACGGCCACCCGCAAGCUCACCAUCAUCUUUAAGAACAUGCAGGAGUGCAUCGAUCAGAAGGUGUACCGGGCCGAGGUGGACAACCUGCCCGCGGCCUUCGAGGACGGCUCGGUCAACGGCGGCUACCGGCCGGGGGGCUCGAGUCUGUCCAUUCAGACGGCUAACCCCGGGAACCACGUGGAGAUCCGGGCUGCUUACAUCGGCACGACCAUCGUUGUCCGGCAGACGGCCGGCCAGUUGUCGUUCUCCAUCCGGGUGGCGGAGGACGUGGCCCGGGCCUUCUCGGCCGAGCAGGACCUGCAGCUGUGCGUGGCCGGGUGCCCACCCAGCCAGCGCCUCUCGCGCUCCGAGCGCAACCGUCGGGGUGCCAUCCCCGUCGACGCGGCCCGACGACUGUGCAAACAGGGGCUCCCCGUGGAAGAUGCCUAUUUCCAGUCCUGUGUUUUCGAUGUGUUCAUUUCCGGUGACCCCAAUUUCACCAUGCCAGCCCGGACAGCCUUAGAGGACGCGCGGGCCUUCUUGCCCGAUCUGGAGAAGUUACACCUCUUCCCCUCGGAUGCGGGGGUUCCUCGCUCCCCUGCCAACCCCCUAUGUCCACUUCUUGCAGGGCUCUUUUUCCUGUGGCUUUGCAUUCACUAA
Dipodomys ordii (Ord's kangaroo rat) is the source of this 1224-nucleotide messenger RNA. RefSeq names its product hemochromatosis type 2 (juvenile) (gene Hjv). The transcript has 3 exons. Bases 1 to 1224 code for a protein of 407 amino acids. Gene Ontology annotation, molecular function: coreceptor activity. The record is from RefSeq and is a predicted model, not a curated record. Gene Ontology annotation, cellular component: plasma membrane. NCBI's taxonomy places the organism in Eukaryota, Metazoa, Chordata, Mammalia, Rodentia, Heteromyidae. Gene Ontology annotation, biological process: BMP signaling pathway.